Messenger RNA from Triplophysa dalaica, 2043 nucleotides. It is a transcript of the gene arl8a, whose product is annotated as ADP-ribosylation factor-like 8A. The transcript has 7 exons. Bases 125 to 685 code for a protein of 186 amino acids. Gene Ontology annotation, biological process: protein transport; anterograde axonal transport. Gene Ontology annotation, cellular component: lysosomal membrane. The record is from RefSeq and is a predicted model, not a curated record. Gene Ontology annotation, molecular function: GTPase activity; GTP binding. Lineage: Eukaryota; Metazoa; Chordata; Actinopteri; Cypriniformes; Nemacheilidae.
AGCGCGCAUGCUCGUGUCCCGCAUUGUUUGGAUCAGCUGUGCGUGGAUGUGAAACCCCACCCAAUGAGGAAGGACGAGCGGUGAAGAGCAGAUCCGGAGGCCGCCAGACAGCACGAAGCCGAAGAUGAUCGCGUUAUUCAAUAAACUCCUGGACUGGUUUAAAGCGCUCUUCUGGAAGGAGGAGAUGGAGCUGACGCUCGUCGGACUGCAGUACUCGGGAAAAACCACAUUCGUCAACGUCAUCGCGUCCGGUCAGUUCAGCGAGGACAUGAUUCCUACAGUGGGAUUUAACAUGCGGAAGAUCACCAAAGGAAACGUCACGAUUAAGUUGUGGGAUAUUGGAGGACAGCCGCGCUUCAGGAGCAUGUGGGAGAGAUACUGUCGUGGAGUCAGUGCUAUAGUGUAUAUGGUCGACGCUGCUGAUCCAGAAAAGAUCGAGGCGUCUAAAAACGAGCUGCACAACUUGUUAGAUAAACCUCAGCUACAGGGGAUUCCUGUUCUUGUGUUGGGCAACAAGCGAGAUCUGUCCGGAUCUCUGGACGAGAAGGAGCUCAUCGAGAGAAUGAACCUGUCGGCCAUUCAGGACAGAGAGAUCUGCUGUUACUCCAUCUCCUGUAAGGAGAAGGACAACAUCGACAUCACGCUACAGUGGCUGAUCCAGCACUCGCGAACCAGGCGGAGCUGAGGAUGAGGUGGCGGCGGCGGCGUCUGAUUGGAGGAACGGCAUCAUGUGAUCGACUGUGUUGUAGACGCUCUUGAUUUCUCUCUCUGUUCUUAUAAACUAACAGAUAUCAUUUACGCCGUCUGAAGGUUUACGUUCUGCUCCUGUGUUUUUUUUCUUCAUGAAGUCACGUGACGUGGUUUUGCGUGUGUGCUCAGAGAUCAGAUCAGAACGGUCUGAUUCACCGAUGGUCGUGUUAUGGCACCAGCAGAUGGCGCUCUCGUACUGUCAAACCCACUCGUUUUGUCUUUGUACAGCUCUGACAUCACCCUGUGACGUCAGCUGACGUGAUGUCGACCUCACCUGAUUUAUUUGUCUGACGGUGAACCUCACGAGCGCACGUGCCACGGUCUUCUACGAUUACCGAUCAAACGUCCAUUUAUUUAUUACAGACAGCGGAGAUCAACGCAUAUUAACUUCAGUCAGUGUUUCAUCUGAACGACGUUGUUUUUGUUAACUUUGUUUUUCUUGCACGUGUCGAUAUCUUCAGCCUGAAUCGUGCUUAACAAACGCUUGUCUGUUUAGAUUAUACAUAUGUAAAUGUACAUGUUUUUUUUAUUCAUUUGUUAUUUUUUGGCAUGUUUUUUACUGGUUUUCGUUGGCAGUGUUUUUGGAUCGUGUAAAUAGAAAAGCCAUUCUGAACAUUCUGUUGUUGGUCCUGUUGUGAGUUGCGUCCCAUAUUAAUAAUAAUAAUAAUAAUAAUAUAAUAAAGAAAAUCCCAUCCGUAUUCACAGCGAUCUGAAGAAACGGAUUGUGUGUGAGAGAGCGUGCGCGUGCGCGUGACAGUAAUAGUGAGCAUGAGUCGUGUAGACUAGAAUCAGAUUUACUUUUUAAAAACACCGCAGUUUUUUUUCUGUUGACUUUUGCUACUGGUGAUCAUUUUAUAUCCAUCCGGUUGUUUAAUACAAUUUCUACACUACACAAUAAUCUCUGUUUCAGUGCAAAGUGUCUGAAAGCGUCGCGCGCGUUCUGUCACGUGAUCGAUUCGCUGCGCAGACGCUGAGCUCGAAUCGCUUGAAUCAAUUCGUUCGUUUUUCAGCGAUUAUGUUUUUCUUUCUCAUCGUGGCCCACAUGUUUGAGUAGUUGGGACCGGGGUGACUUUCCCCUGCAUGACUUAUUCUGGGAUGGAGCAAGUUGCCAUAGUUACAGAGUAAAAACCGGAGCGGUUCUAUUCGUCUUUUUCUCAGAAAGAAACUUUUUAAAGCAGUCGACAUAACAUCAUACACAACUUUAUAUUCUCUCGUCCUGGCGGUGAUAACUGUACAUGUUGUUAUUGUUAUUACAGAUUAUUUAAAAUGAAAAUAAACGAUUUCCCUCUCAGA